AAGACUUAACGAGCGAGUCUGUGCUCCCCGCAUUACUUUAUUUGGUCGUUUGAAUAUAUCUAGCUGAAAAUCACCUCGCGAUGUCCGAAGAUUUGCAAAGGAAACUUCAGUCUGAACUCGACAGUUUCAAAAAUGUGCAAAAAGAGCUACAGAAGGCGAUAUCCACCAGGCAGCAGCUCGACGGGCAGCUGAACGAAAACGGUAUCGUUAAAAGCGAGUUGGAUCUGCUGCCGGCUGACGGGAAAGUGUUUAAGUCAGUCGGGCCGGUGCUCAUCAAAACCGAGCUGAUCGAAGCCAAGCAAAACGUGAGUAAACGCAUGGACUACAUCGGCAAAGAGAUUAAAAAGAUAGACGAUCUAAUCGCGUCGCUCGAGAAGAAACAAGACAACCACCGCGAAGCCUUGCAGAAGUUGCAGCACCAGUUCCAGCAGGCCCAAGUGAAAGCCGCGUUACAUGCUUGAUCUGUUGUAUUCCCGUUCGUAUUUAUUGUAUCCUUGUUUCGAAUUGAAUCCGCGAUAAACAGUUUCUCCCGACGUUUGUGCAAAAAUGUUUUUUUGUAAUAAAGAAAUACAAUAAUUAGGUU
This is a messenger RNA of Cylas formicarius (sweet potato weevil), 583 nucleotides long. Its product is annotated as prefoldin subunit 6. Gene Ontology annotation, cellular component: prefoldin complex; cytoplasm. NCBI's taxonomy places the organism in Eukaryota, Metazoa, Arthropoda, Insecta, Coleoptera, Brentidae. Bases 81 to 461 code for a protein of 126 amino acids. The transcript is spliced from 2 exons. Gene Ontology annotation, biological process: chaperone-mediated protein complex assembly; protein folding. Gene Ontology annotation, molecular function: protein-folding chaperone binding. The record is from RefSeq and is a predicted model, not a curated record.